AGCCAAACCUCCCCUCACCUGUGGGAGCUAUAAAGGAGGCUGGGACAAAGUCACAUCUGGAUUGUGCUCAGCUGAUGGAAGGUGAGCUCACAAGAUAACUCAACUCACAAAGAGGGAAAUCACCAUCCACAAAGUCGACGUACAUUUGAGAGGUGAGGAUGACAUCCACGGCAGACCGACUGGCUCAUCAGAAGGAGAGGGAAGAAGGCAUUGGCACUAACCAGAAUGCAGUGAAGUUCGCCAAACAGGAUUAUGUCACCCUGCGCCAGCAGUGUCUGGAGCGUGGACGUCUGUUUGAGGACAACUGCUUUCCAGCUGAGUCCAAAUCACUGGGCUUCAAAGAGCUGGGACCAUACUCAUCCAAAACCAGGAACGUUGUUUGGAAAAGGCCAACGGAGCUGUGCUCCAACCCAAAGUUCAUUGAUGAUGGGGCAACGAGGACAGACAUUUGUCAAGGAGCUCUGGGGGACUGCUGGCUCCUGGCUGCAAUCGCCUCUCUGACUCUUGACCAGCGGAUCCUGGCUCGCGUGGUGCCCCAUGGACAGAGUUUCACCGAGGGUUAUGCCGGGAUAUUUCACUUCCAGUUCUGGCAGUUUGGUGAGUGGGUGGACGUGGUGGUCGAUGACCGUUUACCCACCAGAGAUGGAAAGCUUCUGUUUGUCCAUUCAGCGGAGGGCUCAGAGUUUUGGAGCGCCCUGCUGGAGAAGGCCUACUCCAAGGUGCAUGGCUGCUAUGAGGCACUGUCAGGAGGAAACACUAUUGAAGGUUUUGAGGACUUCACAGGAGGGAUUGCAGAAGUAUAUCCCUUAGACGAAGCUCCAACGAAGCUCUUCCACAUCAUGCAGAGGGCCCUGAGCCUGGGCUCACUGCUGGGUUGCUCUAUAGACAUCACCAAUGCCUAUGAGACAGAGGCCAUUACAGCUCUCAAACUUGUCAAGGGACAUGCAUACUCAGUCACUGGAGCAGAGGAGGUUUGUUUCGGAGGCAGGCCGGUUCAGCUGGUCCGCAUGAGGAACCCAUGGGGUCAGGUGGAGUGGACUGGGCCUUGGAGUGAUGGAUCCAGUGAAUGGAAGCACGUCGAUGAAGAUGAGAAAGCAAAGUUGAAUCAUGUGGCUGACGAUGGGGAGUUCUGGAUGUCCUAUUCCGACUUCAUCAAGCAGUUCUCCACGCUGGAGAUCUGUAACUUGACCCCAGACACGCUCAUGAGUGAUGAUGUGGGCCACUGGAACAACUACCAGUUUGAAGGGAUGUGGAGGGUGGGAUCCACGGCUGGCGGCUGCCGCAACUUCCAAGCCACGUUCUCGUCCAACCCUCAGUUUGUGGUGCGUCUGGAGGAUGUCGACGAUGAUCCUCUGGAUGGGGAGGAUGGGUGCACCUUCCUGGUGGGGCUGAUGCAAAAGGAUGGACGACGGCAGAAGAGGCUUGACCGCAACCUUGAAACCAUUGGUUUUGCCAUUUAUGAGAUCCCAGACCAGUACAAAGGCUGCAGUAAUGUUCACCUCGGUCCGGACGUCCUGCUGCGACAGAGAGCUGUGGCUAGGAGCAGCAGCUUCAUCAACACGCGGGAAGUGUGCGACCGCUUCAAACUUCCUCCAGGAGAAUAUGCAAUAGUUCCCUCGACCUUCCAGCCUCACAAGAAGGGCAGCUUUGUUCUCAGGGUGUUCUCAGAGAAAAAGGCUGCAACCAGUCCACUUGAGGUGGACAUCAAUGCUCAAAUAGAAGAGGAGGAAGUAUCUGAGAAUGAUGUGGAUCCUGAUUUCAAGAAGCUCUUCAAGCAGAUUGCUGGCAAUGACAUGGAGGUAUCGGUCUUUGAACUGGUUACAAUUUUGAACAACGUUGUCUCUCAUCGGUCUGAUAUCAAGACAGACGGCUUCAGCCUUGAGACAGGUCGGCUUAUUGUCAGUCUGCUGGAUAAAGAUGAAAGUGCCAUGUUGGGAUUGCUGGAGUUUCACUUGCUGUGGCGCAAAAUCCAGAAGUACCUGGAGAUCUUCAAGACUUUUGACACAGACAACUCUGGCACCAUGAGCUCCCACGAGAUGAGAGGCGCAGCUGCAGAAGCAGGUUUCCAGGUCAACAAUGCUGUGUUGCAGUCCAUCGUGAAUCGCUAUGCCGAUGCUCAGUACGCCAUAGACUUUGACAACUUUGUUGGCUGUCUCAUUAAACUGGAAAUGCUCUUCAAAAUAUUUAAGGCUCUGGAUAGAGCUGACAAAGGGAAGAUGGAGCUGGAUAUACAGCAGUGGCUGUGCCUGGCGAUCUACUGACUCUGGAGACAUGACAAGGAAGAACCCUUUCUUGAUGACUGCAGGAUGAUUAUUGUUAUUUUCACAAAUUAAUUUUAAAACUUUGUAAAAGACCUUUCAUAGUCAUAUGUUCCUAAUGCUCAAAAAAGUAUGUAUUUAUACAUUUAAAUUAUAUUACAUGGAGAGAAGUAACAUAUGUGUUAUUACAUUUUUUCAUAGAGCUUCUCUCUUAAAUUGGAUUGUGCAGGUAUUUCAUUGCCAAAACGUCUGUGAAAUAAAAGAAAAUAAAGAACCUAUGAAACUAUGA
Pseudoliparis swirei is the source of this 2547-nucleotide messenger RNA. RefSeq names its product calpain-2 catalytic subunit-like. The transcript is spliced from 21 exons. Gene Ontology annotation, molecular function: calcium ion binding; calcium-dependent cysteine-type endopeptidase activity. NCBI's taxonomy places the organism in Eukaryota, Metazoa, Chordata, Actinopteri, Perciformes, Liparidae. The record is from RefSeq and is a predicted model, not a curated record. Gene Ontology annotation, biological process: proteolysis. Gene Ontology annotation, cellular component: cytoplasm. Bases 159 to 2261 code for a protein of 700 amino acids.